Molecule: messenger RNA, 879 nt
Organism: Plenodomus lingam JN3
Lineage: Eukaryota; Fungi; Ascomycota; Dothideomycetes; Pleosporales; Leptosphaeriaceae
Source: RefSeq, a predicted model, not a curated record
AUGCACGUCUCGGUCGCGCCUCCCUUCGUAUAUGUCUCGACACAGAGUCACUCGCACCUCUGCUACAAAGUGAACGGUCCACAAAAUGAGCGAUACGAAUUCGAGCAAUACUUUACAGACAGCCGAGAGCGCUCUUGCACUCAACAUGCUGUUGUCGACAUACCAUCGAGCAAGGCAGAAGUCGAUCAAGCACAAAGAAUAGUGCUAGUCACCGACAAAACAACCUCAUCGGUAGUGGCGCUCCACCAGCCCCAUGAACGAACAUACAAGAACGCGGCGGACACGCUCUUUGAGGCGAACCUCUCGCACACGGUCAUACGUAUCCAACGCGGCAAUAUCCGACCACCAUGGCGUCGGCCAACUCAUACCGACACCAUGACAGGUGUCGUGACCGACGACAUUAUUGGCGCAUGUUCUGAUGGCACAGUCUACACUUUCUCCAUCCUCUCCAAGCCCGCGCGGCAUCUCCUCCGCCUGGUUCAAAAUCUCGUCGAGGCGAAACAAGCCCGUGAUCCAGCAUACCGGUUCACACCUGCCACUCCGCACAGCGGGCACAUCUUUAACGUCUUGAUUAACGGUGCUAGUGGUGUGCAGGAUAGCAAGAUUCGCGCACGGGACGUGGAUCCGGUGUAUCAAGAGAGCGGGCAGGCGGGGCCGCGGCACAGACACAUCGACGGGGACUUACUCGUGCGGUGGCGUGACGAAGGUGGGCGGUUGGAGAGGUUAGUGGUCGCAGGUGAGGCUGUGGAUAGGGAUGUUGUAGCGCUAUUCAGAGAGUAUGCGUCACGGGUAGAUUUGGGUUGGGGAGAUGUCAGUGCUGAGGAUGUGUUUGCAAGGGUGGAGAAAUGGAUGAGCGAGGUGCUUAUGCCUGUGCUUUGA